This is a messenger RNA of Rosa chinensis, 1738 nucleotides long. RefSeq lists its product as uncharacterized. The transcript is spliced from 3 exons. Bases 559 to 1254 code for a protein of 231 amino acids. The record is from RefSeq and is a predicted model, not a curated record. NCBI's taxonomy places the organism in Eukaryota, Viridiplantae, Streptophyta, Magnoliopsida, Rosales, Rosaceae.
CCCAGUUCUCUUGUUUCUCAGACUCAAUACUCUCACCUCUCUUUGCACAUCAGCGUCAGUCUUUCACCUCUCUCUACCAAGUCACUCUCUCCUCGUCUCAGCAAUCUGCUCUCAUUCUCUCAACUUUAUUGAGAUUAAAAAUGGCAAGCAGCGGUAGAGGUGGAAAUGAUCCAGCAUGGAAGUACGCAACUCUCGUCGAAGGAAAUCGAAAUGGUACAACAUGUAUAUUUUGUUUUGCCACUUUUAAAAGUGGAGGAAUUACAAGAUUGAAGAGUCAUUUAUCGGGUUAUGAUCCUCACAAGAGUGUAAAGAAAUGUGAUAAGGUGCCACCGGAGAUCAAAACAGAGGUGAUAACAUGGAUAAAGAGAAAAGAUUCUAUUAAGCAAGAAAAGGCAGCUGUUCAAGAUGAUAUUAGAGAAGAACUCCGCAAUGAUUAUCUUGGCAAUCAAAUAAGUCUGUACAAUGACGAUGAUGACAAUGAUGAUGAUGAUGAUGGAUUUCAGUAUCCACCAGACAUGCACCCUGCAGCACGAUAAUCAAUUUUAGUAUCCACCAGACAUGCACCCUGCAGAACGACAAGAUUAUCGUGCUGCAGUAAGACGAUCAACCGUAGAUCGUGAUAAGAACUCUCAGAGUAGUAGAAGUGCAAGAUUUCAAUUUCCAAACCAAUCCAGAGGCGGUAGUAGCAGUCAACAACCGCAACAAGUUGAUCGAUCAAAAACCUAUCGGUACUCAUUUCCUGAGCCUCCAGUAGUAAUGCCAUCAAAAGAUAGUCGAUCAAAACAAAGCACAAUUAAAUCAUUACUAAAAGGUGGUAGAGAACUAUUGGCAACAAUGGUGUCCAAAUGCAACAUAUAUGAUGCUGUCCCUUUUACCAAAGCUGAUUCUCCACAUUUCCAAAACAUGUUGACUACAGCUGGAAAUCUAGGUCCUGGUGUAAAGCUUCCUACCUCCUAUGAAAUUCAGACUCGUUACUUAGAGAAUGAGUACACAGAAAUGAAAAGGUAUGUGGAUACUCACAGAGAAACCUGGAAAAUAUAUGGAUGCACUAUCAUGUGUGAUGGAUGGACUGGCCCAACCAAAAUGUCUAUUCUAAAUUUCAUGGUGUAUUCAAAAGGUUCAACUGUGUUUUUGAAGUCUAUAGAUGCUUCACAUAUGAAAAAAAAUGCUCAGUACAUAGAACUAUUGUUAGAUGAGAUUAUCCAAGAUGUUGGACCAGAAAAUGUUGUCCGGAUUGUCACUGACAAUGCAUAAGCAUUUAAAAAGGCCGGAAGGGAACUACAGAAAAAAUAUCCGCUAUUCUGGAUCCUGUGUGCUGCCCACUGCAUCGAUUUGAUAUUUGAAGAUAUCGGGAAGCAAAACACUGUUUCCACUGUCGUCAAAUGGUCUCAAAGUGUAACUAACUACAAUCAUGGUUGGGUACUGGCUGAAAUGAGGAGCAUCACGAAGGGAGAUUUGAUUCGACCGAGUAAAACUCGAUUUGCGACAAAUCACAUUGCCAUCGACAGUAUUUUGAAGAAGAAAUCUGAUUUGAGAAAAUUGUUUGCAAGUAGCGCAUGGAAUGAGAAUGCAGCGAGUAAGGUCAGAGAUGGCAAAAUGAUAGAAAAAAGAGUCCUCGAUGGGACAUUUUGGGAUGGCAUGAAAUAUAUGAAUAUGGACAAUCUUCUGUGGAUGGAGGAUUCCAAUUUACCUGUGAAGGUAAUUUUGAUCAUGCCACCCAAGAUGAAGACCACAGAGU